Messenger RNA from Podarcis muralis (Common wall lizard), 3444 nucleotides. NCBI's taxonomy places the organism in Eukaryota, Metazoa, Chordata, Lepidosauria, Squamata, Lacertidae. The record is from RefSeq and is a predicted model, not a curated record.
GGGAGGGCCAUGGAUAAGCAGAGGAUGCCUGGCAGAAAGUUUGGGUCGAGCCGCCGGAAGCAAGCAAGGGGGACCUGGGGAAGCACACGGGUAUCUUCGAUCUCAGAGGAAGAGCCAUGCCUUUCUGAACUCAUGGAAAAGGUUCGGGACCUCUCCCAGGGACAUGGAAAAAAGGAAGGUUUCAUCACACGAGCUGAUAUGCAGAAAUUGGAGGCAGACUUUCCUUGGAGCACCAAAGAGCUGGAGCUUGUGUUUGAUGGCCUGGAUACUGACAGCAAGGGCUACUUAACCACAGAAGAGUUCACUGAGGGGCUUAGGUAUUUUCUGAGCUCACAGACGGUGGCAAGAGCGCACCGGAAGAGAAAGAUGCCUUCCGUAAAGGCUCCUACCCACCUGUCUCUGGAGGAAGCUGACACAGAGGAGCAAAUGUGCUUUAAGGCCUUCCUAAACCAACUGGGAGCUGACAACAUCUUUGAAGACCAGUCAGAAAUCUGGAAGAUUUGGGUGCAGCUCCGACAGGAUGAACCACAUCUGCUGGGAAACCUGAAAGAAUUCUUGGCUAAAAUGACACACUUGAUCAAAGAAUCGAGGGGCGCAAAAGAGACACUGCAGUUAAUACUGAAAACACGAGUGGCUGAUCACAACAAGGAGGUGCAGCAGUUAUAUGAGGAGCUGGAACAGCAAAUAGACAAGGAGACAAGGAGGCUGCAGCUUGAGAGUAAAACCCAAAGCCAAUUCCUCAGCGUGGAGAUGAAAGAACUGUUGGAUGCCAGGGAAAGGGAAAUACAGCAUUUCCUCGAUGUUCAAAAAGAGCUUGAGACACAGUUUCUCAGCCUUAGAGAAAAGCAGCACGUGGCCAGUACCCAAACCCAGGAGCUCAAACAAACCAACAAGGCCCUUGAGGACCAGCUACAAAAAACCCUCAAUCAGCUUCAAAAGACCCAAAGGCAACUGGAUUUCAUGAGGGGUAGAGUAUCUCAGUUACACAAAGAAGAGAGGGCACCUGGUGGUGUGGCAUCAAUGGCCAAAGCCGACUCAGAAUCUAGAACUACUAGAGUGAUCUCCAUUGAAGAGGAUCCUUGGGUAGACUCCGUUGUAGAACCAGAAAAAUAUUUCCCACAGGAAGUCGUGGACCAAAGCUCUUUGCUUAGAGAGCUGAAUGAUGCCAUAGCAGCAGUAAACAAGGUGUCUGAAUCAUCAAACAAUCCACAAAUAGAUAAGUUUGGUUUUCAGUUCUUGGGCCAAAUUAGAGAGAGUGGAAAUUCUCAGCAAAGAAAAAUGCAGGAAAAAAUAACUCCAUAUGAUGCUAGCUCCAGAAACCGUGAUCUGCAGAAGAGAAGCGCUGAGGCUCGUCCCGGUCGAGCUUCAUGGCAAAGAGAUGCUCUACUUCAAGAAAGACUAACUUGUGCUCCGGAGGUGAAGAAUGCAAACAUCUCUGAGCCAAGAAGGGAAGUCAAAACUCUAGAGUCAAAGCAGAGAGGAUGUAUUCUUGUCCCUGAAGUGAAGUCUUCUGUUUAUAAAGAGUUGACAAGUCCAGCCGGUGACUAUAAAGAAGACUCGAUGCAAGGAAAGUCUCUCAUUUUAGAACAGGCAAUCCAACUUCACGAGCAAGUUUUAAAGUGCAGUGGUGGCAGCCGGACUCAAUGGCCACCUGCAGAUUCUGAGCAGAGAGUGAUAAAGCAAUCUCCAGAAAUUAAAACAUCAGAGAAAAAGAUAGCUGAGACUCAACACCCAUCAGUGGAAGAUACGCCGCCUGCUCAUUCCUCACCCAGAAUAGCCUUACCCAAGUUGGAUGAAGGAUGUGAGCCAAAGAUCUCUGUUUUCCAAAACCACCAGUUAGAGAAUAUGCUCCAACCAGAGAUGCAAACACAAACCACGGAGGGUCUAGAAGUAACAUUAUCAGAAGACAAAAGAGAAGGAUGCAUGGAUUUGCCAGGGUGUAGGAAGAAUCAAGAGGUCAGGGUAGAAAUGGAUGAGGAAACAAAUGUCAAAGCAGAAGCUGCAGACUAUCCAGUGGAUGUGGAUGCAAAAGAUACUCCUAAAGACACCGCAGCUGUUUUCUUUUGUCCAGACCACAUGUAUAAUGUGCUCUUUGUUGGAGACUCUAAUGUUGGCAAAACGUCUUUUUUGCACCGACUGCAAGAUGAUUCCUUCGAUGCAAAUAUGACUGCGACUGUAGGAAUGGACUAUCGGAUCAAAAACCUCUUUGUGGAUAACAAGUGCUUUGCUUUACGCCUGUGGGACACAGCCGGCCAAGAAAGAUACCACAGUAUCACCAAGCAGUUCUUCCGGAAGGCUGAUGGAGUUGUAUUGAUGUAUGACAUCACCUCAGUACAUAGCUUUGCAGAGGUGCGGUACUGGAUGAAUUGUAUCCAGGAAGGAGCAGAAGAUGGAGUUGUUAUCUUUCUGCUUGGUAACAAAACAGACUGUGCUGCAGAAAGAAGAGUCUCUCCAGAGGACGGUGCAUACUUGGCCAAGGAGUAUGGACUCUCAUUUAAUGAAUGCAGCGUUGCCUUAGGUCAGAAUGUGACUGAAUCCAUGGUCAAAUUGGUAAGGUUGCUGAAAACUCAUGAAGAUAAGUUCAAGCAGGAGAUUUUGGAGCUUCCAGCGCCAUCUGGAAAGAAAAGAGGAUGCUGCUCAUAACCAAAAGGCAAAAGAUGAGAUGUUUAAAGCUAAUGGCUUUCAACAGAUCCUUGUGGCUGUUAUGCGGUUAGACAUGUUUUGUUCCCCCCUUGAGUCUGGUGCUCAGUCCACCUUAUAUAGAAUGGGAACCUUGCCAAUUUACAUUGGCCAGAUUUUACAUUGGUGUCCCAAGGCAGCUUUCAAACCUUAUAUCCCUCCAGAUCUGUUCUUUGCUCUGUAAACUUUCUUGACAACAGGCCAGAGAAGAAUCUCUAGUUCAUUCCAGUAAUUUCCGCCUCCCAAUACCAAGCUAGUUGCUAUAAGCAAUUCUCUCCUGAAAGAUGUGCCUUAUUAUGCCAAUCAACAAACAUAUUCUGAUUCUGAACAAAUUAGUUGUUUGCUCCUUCUCUUUUCAUUCUUAUAUAACUCUGUAAGCUUUGCAUAUUAAUACACUUUCAAUUCCUACGCUGUCAUGGUUGGUAAAUUCUUUCUCAAUGUUUUGUUUAGCAUGAUUUUGCUGUUAACAGAGGGGUGGUACUUGGAGUAAAGCCUUAGAAGCUGAUCUGAGGGCACAGGCAGGUUCAUAUAGGACAAAGCACUCACUAAAGCACAUGGUCCUCAACAGUUUUACAAAUAUUUUAAAAUAAUAAGAAUAAUCAGUAUAGAUUCACUUUUAGAAAAAAUGUAAGUAUGUGGUAUUCAAGUUAAACAAGAACAGUUGCAAAGCUAUAAUGUUUUCAGCUAGAAAACUGUAAUGCAGAGCUUUCCAAAAUGUGUGUAGCUACACGUUAAUGUGUCGGCUGCAGUGUGUAGGUGUGUUGC